CGACGCCGCGCAAUUAUUUCCACGGGAAAUCAUCGGAAAUUCUUCAAGGAAACGGAUGCUUGUUGUCGAACAAUGGACAUAAAAGAUAGCAGCGACGAAGAAGAAAUACAUAACAUUUCAGCAUUUACGAAAUUCGACGAAAGCAUCGAGGUACGAAACGCAGAGGAGAUACAGAGCCCAGUAAAUCGUAGACCAUCCAGUUCGAGAAGAACCAGACAACAUCCGGUGAACGAGAGCAGCAAUGCUGGAAGAAUAAAUUCUCCUCGUGAGAAGUUCAAUUUUCGAAAAUACUCGGAUAAUGAUAACAGCUUUGGGAAAUCCAUGGGAAUCCACAGUGAUCCAUCAGACAGUGAAGAGAACGAUGACGAUGAUAUCCAAGGAAUGAGCAAUGCCCAACACGUUGAGAUUUAUAAUCCUAAAGAUUUCGAAGAUUUAGAUGUAUCUACGGAGGUGAAGGAAUUGUUUCAAAACAUAAUGAGGUACACUCCACAAAAGAUCGAUCUGAAUUACAAACUCAUACCGUUCAUUCCCGGCUAUAUCCCAGCAGUGGGUGAUAUAGACGCCUUCAUAAAAAUCCCACGACCAGACGGUGUGGAGGAUAAGAUUGGUUUAACAGUUUUGGACGAGCCCUGCACCAAUCAAUCCGACCCGGCUGUGCUUCAUCUUCAAUUACGCAGCCAUUUACGAAGUGCAGGGGCUGCCAGACAAACGGUGAUAAAGAGGAUCGAGGAUGCUGAAAAAAAUGGGAAGUCCAUCGAUAAGUGGAUAGAGGAUAUAAACCAGCUUCACAGGAGUAAGCAUCCGCCAGCUGUUAAUUUAAAAAAACCCAUGCCGGACAUAGACUUGUUACUUCAACAAUGGCCAGCGGAAGUUGAAGAGAAGCUCAACGAAACUGAAUUAGACUUCACGCAGUUGGAUUGUCAACUGCCAGAACUGGUCGACAUCGUUUCCAAUCUUCUGGACAUCCCAUCGGAAGAGGAUACGAGAUUGGAAACGUUACACACGCUUUUCACAUUGUAUCUGGAAGUUAGAAAUGUUAGAGCUCAGAAAUAUUAA
Eufriesea mexicana is the source of this 1056-nucleotide messenger RNA. RefSeq names its product intraflagellar transport 46 (gene IFT46). The record is from RefSeq and is a predicted model, not a curated record. Gene Ontology annotation, cellular component: intraciliary transport particle B; microtubule organizing center; motile cilium. NCBI's taxonomy places the organism in Eukaryota, Metazoa, Arthropoda, Insecta, Hymenoptera, Apidae. Bases 73 to 1056 code for a protein of 327 amino acids. Gene Ontology annotation, biological process: intraciliary transport; cilium assembly. The transcript has 4 exons.